Nylanderia fulva is the source of this 1864-nucleotide messenger RNA. RefSeq names its product transmembrane protein 234 homolog. The record is from RefSeq and is a predicted model, not a curated record. Lineage: Eukaryota; Metazoa; Arthropoda; Insecta; Hymenoptera; Formicidae.
UCGAUAGCUCUCGAAUCGCCGAGUCAGUCACGCGUUGCCGGGUCGUAUUUUUAUCGCUCCGUAUUUAUAUGGCAUUUCUCGUAAUUAUUUUCGUACAAUGGACCUUGCGUGUAAUCAAUUAUUGCGUAGAAUCGUCGGGCAUUUCUCGUGAUAUAUUAGAGAUCGUGUGCAAUCGUAAUUUUGUAUCAAUAUCGCGACUUUUUCGUCGACAAUUUCGGUUCGCGUUUGCGGGAACCAUUUCUUCGGGUCGAUCAAUUUGAAGUUGGCUGUGCGUCCUUUCAUUCGUCAUGCGACAAUUUAGUAAUGGCGCGAUUUUAAAAUGAUGCGAGUUCUAUUUCUAUUCGAAAUAGCGCGUAGUUGAGGUGUGUGUUUCUAACCUUUAUCGUUGGUUUCUAACCUACCUUUGAUAUUCGCGAUGUAUAAUUUAUAUUAUUAAUAGAAUUCGUAUCGAAUUAUUAAACGAAAUCUUGCAAUUUGCAUUACGCGAGUGAUAUUUCAUGUUAUACAAAUACCAAAAUGGGUGCUACUAUAGAUUCUAUCUUAUAUUUGUGCCUUGUGGCGGUUCUUUGGGGAGUAACAAAUCCAUUUAUAAAAAAAGGUGCGCAAGGCUUGGAAAAAGUCAAGGCUACCUCUAUUUAUGGACAAUUUAUCAAGGAAUUCACGUUUCUCGUUACCAACUUGAAGUAUAUGCUGCCGUUCAUCAUUAACCAGUGCGGGUCAGUGCUAUACUUUCUUACUCUGCAAAGCACUGAUAUAUCUCUAGCUGUGCCAGUUUCAAACUCCCUUACCUUUGUAUUCACCGCAAUCACAGGCUGGUUCCUGGGCGAGGAAAAAGUGCAUAAAAAUACUUAUUUGGGAAUGCUAUUCAUCCUGUGUGGAACAACAUUGUGCUGUUGGGAUAAAAUGCAGAAAACUGUGGACUUACAUAUUUAAGACAAUAAUAGUGCAUUGUUAUCCUUCCUGUUGCUGUCCGUCCAUAGCCUGUCAAUUAAUCCAGACCCAUCCUGCAUAAUGUGAGUAACACAUAUAAUCCUCCACAAUGUGAGUAACACAUAUAAUCAUUCCAAUAAAACAAAAGCGACAAAUCACGCUUGAUUUCAUGAUUUCAUGGAAUAUAUAUUUAAUAUAUUUUAUUAUUAUUAUAUGAUGAUAUGAUAUAUGAUUUAUUUUAUUAAUCAUGUUACACAAAAUAUAACUCGUUCUCAGUUUUCGCGCAUUUCUACUUAUUUAACGCAUCUUAUGCAUAUAAAAAAAGUAAUGUCUAUAUUAAUACAUAAUAGAUUUUAUUGGCAAUUACAUACAAUAUUGUUAAUAUAUAUAUAUUCAUGAUAUUUACAUGCAAAUCAUUUGAUGAUUUAUAUGUACACAUACACUCGUAAGUAGCACCGAGUAGGAAUGAAAUAAUUGCUAUGGUGCAAGAUGACUAUUUAUGUUGCCAUAGUUAAUUUAUCUCUUUGUCCACACGCAAAAGCGUAUCACAGUGCAACAGAUAAUGUUUAACAUUGCGUGUUUUACUUCUUUACAUACAGUUAUCGAAAAUGGCAAAAAUAUUUCUCAAAUGAAAAGUUUGCAAACAGUAUUAUAACUGUAUUAUAACUGUAAUCUGUGAUCCACAAAUGUAGCGCGACAAGAGUUUAUAUAAAAACGCGAUAAGUUCAAGUAAAAAUUAAUUAAAAAUUAUUAUUAAUAUAAAAAUAUAUACACAAUAAGCACAUGCAGAGAAGAAAUUGAUUUAUGAACAGGAAAAUUAUUGUCGUACAUACUGCCCGGUUUUAUAUUUUUUCAACUGUCGCGAUAAAAUAUUGAAAACAUUUUCUUUUCGAAUUAAAGCUAGUACAUAUAGAAAUGUAAAAAAAAAAAAAAA